Messenger RNA from Arabidopsis thaliana (thale cress), 1885 nucleotides. RefSeq names its product SAP domain-containing protein. Lineage: Eukaryota; Viridiplantae; Streptophyta; Magnoliopsida; Brassicales; Brassicaceae. The record is from RefSeq and is marked reviewed. The transcript is spliced from 10 exons. Bases 89 to 1744 code for a protein of 551 amino acids.
CGGAUUCAAAAAAGGGAAAAUAAAUCAGAGAGCCGUUUGAUAUUUCUUUUGAAUUGUAUUUGUGGUGAUUCCUCUGAACAGAUCUCUAAUGUCGGCGGCGGAGAAGGUAAUCAUUGAUCUCUGUAGCUCGGAAGAGGAGGAAGAAGAUGUUUUCGGUGAUGAGAAUAACUAUGACGAAACGGAAGAGGAAGAAGACGAAGAUACGAAUUCAAGUGAGGAUGAUAGCGAUUGGAGCCACGACGAUGAUGAUGCUACAGAGUCAGAUGUUGAAGCUGACGAGAUCGGAGUAAAAGGCGAUAACGAUGAUGGUGAUGAAGAUGACAAAGUCACUCGCCUCCUCACAGCCGGAAGCGAUUUGAAAUCUGUAAAUGUGAAAGAGUGCAAAGCAUAUCUGAGAAAGCAUGGUCUAAGAUUAUCUGGCACCAAACCAGUUUGCAUUGACAGAAUUCUUGAGCAUUGGAGGAUUAAAGAUGGAACUGGAGAAGCAGUGUAUCCAAAAUCAUCCUUUGCUAUCAAUUGUAAAGGUGAUGUCUGCAAAGGAGACAUUGUUUUGUUUACACAGAAGGUUCACCACAAGUAUGAAAAGAUGAAAAAGAGUGGAAAUAUUAUGGGGAGAAGAACUGUCGCUGGCCAGGUUGUUAAAGAAAGCUAUGGUACUGCUAAACAACAACACACGUUCACUAUUGAAGUGCUCUGGUGUGAGGGGACACAGAAAUUGCCACCUUUGUAUCCAUUACUAGUCAAAGGACGAAAUCUUUAUAGGUUAAUGACCUUGAGGCAGCGAUGGCCAAAUGAAGAAGACAGAGUCAAAGUUCUUAACGAAAAGCAUAACCGUGGUGCCGCAGCAAGAAAGGUUAUGAGAGAAAGGAAAAUUAAGUCAGGCUAUGUACUAAAAGAUGGAAGACUUCAAAAGCCUGGUCAUGUGAAGAAGCCUUGUCAAGUAAAGACAAGAAAAAACGAGAAAGAUGAGAAUCUAACCCAGAGGCUUAGACAAAACACUCCCGCUAAUCAUUCACUUGUUGCUUUUCCAAACCAAAAUCCUUCACAGGGCCAUAAGAAUCAUCCAACACAGUUGACAGAUAUGAAUCCCGCUAAUUUCUACACUUCUCGACCACAUGCUCCUCGUUCACAUGCACCUCCUACAUAUGCUCCUCGACCACAUGCUCCUCGUUCGUACGCUCCUAUCAAUUCACAUCUUCCUCGUCCAAAUAUUCCUCCUUAUCAUUCCUAUACUUAUUCAGAACAACAAAACCAAACAAACCAACGACCACCACCUGCCUCCUAUACUUAUUCAACACAACAAAACCAAACAAACCAAAGACCACCACCUGCCUCCUAUACUUAUCCAACACAGCAAAACCAAACAAACCAAAGACCACCACCAGCUUUCUACAUCAGAAGAACUGCCUCUAAUGCUCCGCAGGGACAAGCAUCAUUCAACCCACAUGUCAAUACACACACUGUGCCGGUUACUCAUCAGAGGAGACCAUACCAGAACCCCCAUGUCAGCUCGAACAGUGGCUACAACCUGGGAGUGAGGGACUUGGAACACUUCUCGCAUAUGAUGAUAAGCCACAGAAGAGAAGGAGACACAUACAGGCAGAGUGAGGUCACUCAAGGGCCAUACAUGAACCAUCAGACCUACCAUUCCAACUUCAAUAGUAGCUACAACCAUGGGGCAAGGGACUUGUACAUGGUAAACAACAGAAGAGAAGGAGACAAUCACAGACCAAAUUAUCGAUAACACACCGUACCUCGUUCUAAGGCCAUAGGAAAGCGUCCUGAUCAUCGGUUCUCAACCCUUGUCUGUGAUUCGUAAGAAAGUUUUCUAGGCUCAUGAUUCUCUUGAUCAUCCGUUUCUCUUUUUUUUUUUUUUUUUUUUUUU